AUGAAUUUCGAUAGGUUUAAUCCUCUAUCGAAUUAUUUAUAUUCUUCUGGUAAUAAAAAUUCAUCUUCCCCAGCAACAAAAACAGCAAAACAGGGUUCAGAAUUGACAGUGCCGACAGAAUCAACACAUCAUAAUGUUGUUGACGACCACGACGACCUUGGAGGUGAAAUGAGUGAUUGGGGCAUUGAAGAAUCAACUCAAACAACUAAUAUUAAAUCUAUUAACAAUUUGAAUAGUAAUAAUAAUAAUAAUAAUAUCACUCAUGGAUUAUUAUCAUCACCUUCAAUUACAUCAAAUUCUACAACUACAUCAAAUCAUGGAAAUUAUAAUAAAAUAAAUGGAAUUCAUAUAAAUCAGAAUCAACACCAAAACCAAAACCAAAACCAAAACCAAAACCAAUUAAUUGAUGAUUUUUUCCCUCUACCUCCUCCACAACCAUCAUAUAUACAUAAUCAACCACAACAUCAUCAUCAUCAUCAUCAUCAUCAAUCACAAGUAUCGUCACUGCAGCAAAACCAUUAUUAUAAUCAUCCAUUACGUAAACUAAGUACUACGCUGCUGCUGCAACCAAUUUCAACACCAAUAGGACCUGAAUCUGAAUCUGAACCUGAUUUCAAAUAUUAUUAUGACACACUCAUAGAUAAUCAAAUAUCAUUUAAUACUGAAAAUUUUAGUAAAUUUAUUAAACGAUAUUUAUCAUUAGAAAAUAAAUUGAAUGAAUUUUGGGAAAAAUUUAAAUAUAAUUUAAUUUUAUCAAAUUUAUUAGAAGAUUCAAUGGUAUUAUCUAAAAAUGAAACUAAUCUCAAUAAUCUAGAGCAAAACAAUAAUAAUACUAGCCCUGAUAAGGGGUUGCAAAGGUUUAAUGGCAAUUCAUUCAUUUAUUCAAUUAAUGAUGAUGGAACAAUAUUAAAAAUUUUGAAUCGACAAUAUGAAUUGAAUUAUAAUUAUAAUUAUAAUAAUAUGAAAAUCAUUAUAUCGGUGAUAUUAAUGAUAAUUUAUUUAUUAAAACAACAACAAUUAAUGUCAUAUCAACAUCACCAUAAUUAUGGGUUAUCAAUUAAAAUUCAAUUUAAAUUAUUUAAAAUUAUAAUUUAUAUAUCAAUGAAAUUAAUUAAAGUGAAAAAAUUUAAAUUAAUAAUUGAAUCAAAUCAAAUUUUAUUAAAUUUACAAAAAUUUUUAAUAUUAAAUUAUAAAAUUAAUAAAAAAUUAAUUAUUCAAUUGAUAAAUCUAAAAGGAGAUCAAUUGAAUUUGAUAUCUAAUAGUAGUGGUGGUGGUGGUGAUGGAUUUGAACAACAAUUGAAACAAUAUUUAUUUAAUAUUUUACUGUUAUUGAAUUUAAAUUUACAAAAUUCUAUAAUCAAAUUAUUACCAUUUAUGAAUGGAGAAUUAUUAGAACAAUAUUGUUUAAUGAAUAAUAUUAAAAUUGAUAUAUUAAAUCAAGAUAAUGAAAUAAUAUCAACUGUUGGACGUGGUUAUACUUUAGGUUCUAAUUCUAAUUCUAAUUCUAGUUGUUUGGAUAAUGUUAAAUUUCAUUUUAAAAAAUUUGAUAAUUUGAGAAAAUUAUUUAUUUGUCAAUUAUUAAUAAUUAAUCAACCUUCAAAACCCAAUUUUUUUUUAUUUAAAUUAAUGGAUCAAUUUAAUAUCGAUGAUUCAAAUUCAAGUUCAAGUUUCAGUGAGAAUUUUUUUAAUAAUUCUGUUCCUAUUUUUGAUUCAUUAAGAUUAAAAAUUAUUCAUGAUUUAUUAAUUGAUCAUAAUUUAACAUUAUCAAAUAUCAAUGGAUUAUUUGAAAAAUUUGAAUUUGUCAACCAAAAGACUUCUACCAUAGAUACCACGUCCAAUAAUACUACAACAAAAGAUCUUGUUAAUGACUUGAAUAAUUCAUUUCUGUCAAAACUGCAUUUAGAUGAAUUAAUUAAUAAAUUAUCAAAUUUAACGAUUAAUUUAAAAUAUUUUCAAAAAUAUAAUAAUUCAAUUAAAAAUUUCCAUAAUAUUGAUGAACAUCAAGAUAAAUUAUUAAUUUUUAAUCAAUUUAAACAAGAUUUAAAUAAUAUUAAAUCAUUAUAUAAAUCAUCUUUAAUUGAUUUAAAUCAUGAGAUUGAUAAUAAUCCUCAAAAUUUUAUCCUACCAGGACCAGGAUCACCAACAAAUACCACCACUACAACUACAACAACGACAAUUUCAAGUCCAACAAAUAGUAAUGGGAAUCGAUUUAGUUUAAAAGAAUUUUCUAUAAAGAAACGAUCAUCAAUAACUACACCCACACCACCACUAACAACAACACAUAGUAGUAAUGGUAAUGGUAAUGGCAAUGUUAAUGUUAAUGUUAAUUCAAAAAGAUUUUCUGGAGCAUUUACGGUGAUUCAACCAAAUAGAUUUUCUCUGAUUACUAAUAUUUCCGAAAUUGAAGAUUUUAAUAUAUAA
Molecule: messenger RNA, 2421 nt
Organism: Candida albicans SC5314
Lineage: Eukaryota; Fungi; Ascomycota; Pichiomycetes; Serinales; Debaryomycetaceae
Exons: 1
Coding region: 1-2421 (806 amino acids)
Molecular function (GO): myosin binding
Source: RefSeq, a predicted model, not a curated record